This is a messenger RNA of Siniperca chuatsi (mandarin fish), 3143 nucleotides long. RefSeq names its product reticulon 4 receptor-like 2b (gene rtn4rl2b). The transcript is spliced from 4 exons. Gene Ontology annotation, cellular component: plasma membrane. NCBI's taxonomy places the organism in Eukaryota, Metazoa, Chordata, Actinopteri, Centrarchiformes, Sinipercidae. Gene Ontology annotation, molecular function: protein binding. The coding region runs from base 140 to 1522 and encodes 460 amino acids. The record is from RefSeq and is a predicted model, not a curated record.
UAAAGAGCUUCCCGGGACUCAGCUUGUCACAACCUGAAGCCCCAGCGACUCGCUCACCAGAGCUGAACCUCAGCAGAGAUAGCAGCAAGCAGGCACUUCCCCGCCGCGCAGGCUAACUCGCUUUCGGCUUUGGUUCGAGAUGCAGACUCGUUGCACCAUGAGGGCCCCCAGCAGCGCCCACAACUUCAAGAGUGGACUGUGUCUAUGGCUGAUUCUGUGGCUGGUGGUGGUGAAGCCAGGCGGGGUGGAGGCAUGCCCCAGGCUGUGCGUGUGUUACCCUACGCCCAUGACGGUCAGCUGCCAGUCCCAGAACAUCACCAUAGUGCCGGCUGGGGUGCCAUAUGACUCACAACGUGUUUUCCUGCAGAACAACCGCAUCACAGAGCUUCGCGCAGACUCUUUUGGCUUCGAGACACAGGUGCUUUGGCUAUAUGGCAACAACAUCACAUGGAUUGAGGCCGGAGCCUUCAGUAACCUCAGGGUGCUGGAGGAGCUGGAUCUUGGCGAUAACCCGCUGCAGCGCCUGGAAGGUGGAGCCUUCAGGGGCUUGGAGAAGCUGCAGAGCCUGCACAUGCAUCGCUGCAAGCUGGCCGCUCUCCCCCAUGACCUCUUCCACAAGCUGUACAGCCUGCAGUUCCUCUACCUGCAGGAUAAUCAGCUCCACUUUCUGCAGGAUGACCUGUUCUCAGAUCUGGUCAACCUCACCCAUCUCUUCCUUCAUGGAAACCGCAUCCGUGCCCUCUCUGAGAAUGUGUUCAGAGGCCUGGUCAACCUGGACCGCCUCCUUCUCCAUGACAACCGCAUCAGGCAGGUCAACCGUCGGGCUUUCCGUGACCUGGGCCGCCUGACCAUCCUUUACCUGUUCAACAACUCCCUGGCCGAGCUGCCAGGCCAGGCCAUGAAAGACACCCAAGGCAUCCAGUUCCUCCGCCUCAAUGGUAACCCCUGGUCUUGCGGCUGUGAGGCUCGUUCCCUCUGGGAGUGGUUCCGCAAGUCCCGCAUCUCCUCCUCUGAGCUCAUGUGCACUUCCCCAUCCCAACGUCGCGGCCAGGACCUCCGAUUCCUCCGGGAGUUGGACUUCGCCCUCUGCCCUCUGCCUGACCCCGGCUCUCUGGCUGGCAGCACCACGACCACCUUCAGCACCAAGACCCGCUGGUGGUUCUCCAAACACAAGCCUGCAUCUUCAUCCAAGGCCUCAUACCAGAAGAGCACAGAGACGGUGAAGGCCUUCCCCUUCUCCGCCGUCAAGCCUCAGUACCUCCCCCAGACCCCCUCCGAAACCUUCUCCUCCAAGUAUGAACUGUCAGAGGAUGAGGUGGCGCUCCCCAAGCUGGACCAAGAAGAAUACUGGGCCAACUAUGGCAACGAAGAUGCCUCCAUCCGCUGCUUCGAGCUAGAGUGCCCCCCAGGCUAUGACAACCCAGCUUUCCCCUCAUCCUCCUCCUUACCCAGCACCCCAUCCUUCCUCCACCUCCUCUCCCUUUCCAUUGUAACAUUCUCCCUCCAUUUCCUUUUUGGCUGAACACUUCUCUCCUCCAUACCCUUUUUUCUCCUCCGAUUUCUCCCCCUGCUCUUUCCAACUCUAACAAAAACCUGGAUCUUGAUUCCUUUCAGUUACCUCCUCGACUUGCAGGGGGUGCUACACUGACGCAGGGAGACAGGCGAGGCAGCAGGGAGCUGUUUAAAAAGAGCAGAGAUCAGUUGAAUUGAUGUAGAGCAGGACAGGAUUUCAGUGUUGAAGUAGCUGCUGCUUAUUGGUACAGGCUUUAAAAAUCAGGGAUCACAUCAUGAAAACUCUGGUAGUGACAGUACAAAGGCAGAAACCUACAACAACAUCUUUAAAUGAUCGGGACACAACGCAGAUAGCUGGUGGUGUCUCCAGAUGUUUUUUGAAAUCACAGCUGUAAACAACGCUGGCGUUGUGACUCGUCUACAGCUAUUUUCUAUAUCAACUAGUGCUCACCAUCCAAUAACCGCUGAUGUUAUCCCUCACUAAUUUAUUUCUUUUAUCAUGAGUAAAAGUGGCGAAUAAUGAUACCAGAAGUAGGAGAAAGAUGCGGAUUAAUGCAGAUAAUGAGAGGCUUGAAAAAUAAAGAAUUACAGGGAGAAGUGAAAAUAAAAUCAGUACAAUGUGAGCAGAGUGAGCUUUAGAUAUUCAUCUAAAGGCAGGAAAGAAUGAGAGGAUCAUUAGAUCUGCAGCCAAGAGCAGCUCUCCUCUCUCCUUCAGAUUCAAAAUCUUGUGUGAUCCCAGAGAUGCCAGCAAACCACCACCACCUCCACCCACACUUGUACAUAACACACAUCAUCACUGUACAUACUCUCAAACGGCUCUGUAUUUUUGACUAGCUGGAUUUCUACUUUUCAUUUUAGUACCAUUUAGUAAAUGAGAGCUUGUGUUGAUAGAAGAGAAGGCAAACAAAUGAAAUGUGGAAACUCCUUUUCACCCCUCAUGUUCUCCAUUCUUGUCUCUCCCUCUCUCAGACUACCUAAAAACUUGUUUCCCAGACUAAAUGGAAAAUCUAAACAUUGAGAUGAGAUUAAACAUAUGUUGGUGCUCACUACCAAAAAAGGGAAGACUUGUGCUCCAGAUUCAGUUUUUGUUGUUUGAGUGGGAUUGUUGUAGACUAAUAACCAAAGACCUGAGAAGAACAGUUUGAUCAGGUCUCUUCUUAAAAUGAGUGCCCGUGUGUAUGUGUCUGUUUUCCCUUUAAAAAAUAUGGCCUCUGUCUGUCUGUCUGGAUGUCCAAACGGACACAGAACAAGGUAAGAAACAACACCAGGCCUGAAUCCUACACAGCCCUUUGUGUUGUUUGAAGCCUCAGGUUUGUUACAUUACACUUUGACCUGCAACUGGGCUCAAUCAGUGUGACUGUGUGUGUAUGCAUGAGGAUGUGUGUAUUUCUUUUUAACUCUGAUUGAAAGCUGAAAAAGUAUUUUAUGUCUCAAGGACCCAAAACUGUUUCAAAACUGUAUAGUUUAAGAAAUGCAUGGGAAUCUGUGUAUCAGGUUUUUUCUUUACUAUUUUUUGAACAAAUGUGGUAAAUCCGAAGGUUUCAUCUGAUUUCAGUGAUAUAUCUCUGUAUUUUAUGGUACAGACCACCAUCAGGCUGUCACAUAUUAAAGCUGUUCUUUAUUAGAGAACC